AUGCUGUCCUCGCUCCCUCGGUUGGCUGUCGCAUUGGUGGCGUACGCCUCUGUGGCUUUUGCCGCGUUUGGCAUCACUACGCCAUCGUCAGGCAGAUUGCAAGUCGACUCUGGCGCAGGCCUGGUUGUCCAGCUCAACACUGCCAAUGGGGACGUAGUAUCUAUCCUGUACAAUGGCGUCCAGCUUCAGGACUCGAGCAAGUUCACGCAGAUCGCGUCCGGAUUCGGUUCCGCUACUGUCACAUCAAGCGUCUCGAAUAACGUCGCUGUAAUCGCGGCGUCGUCUUCGGCCAUUGGCGGAAACAUCGUGCAGUACUACAUCGUGCGCUCAGGAGUCAACAACCUGUACAUGGCCACUUACGCCGAUGCUGAACCUUCCGUCGGCGAACUUCGCUUGAUUGCACGCUUGAGCAGGUCGGCGGUACCCAAUAGUAUGACUGGGGCAGACAUCAAGGGCGGUACGGCUAUCGAGGGCUCCGAUGUGUUCACUGUCAGUGGACAAACACGCAGCAAGUUCUACUCCAGUAUCCGUCACAUCCAGGACCAGGUUCACGGGGUGACGGGCUCUGGUGUCGGUGUAUACAUGGUCAUCCCUGGAACUGGCUACGAGCGUUCAUCUGGCGGUCCUUUCUUCCGCGACAUCAACAACCAAGGCGGAGACCAACAGGAGCUUUACUUCUACAUGAACUCUGGCCAUGAGCAAACUGAGUCAUACCGCACCGGCCUCUUCGGUCCGUACGCAAUGGUCUUCACGACUGGCUCUACUCCGUCUGGCACCCUCGAUACGUCUUUCAUGGACUCGCUCGGGCUUAAGGGCUACGUCGCGGCCAGCGGACGCGGUAAAGUUUCUGGUUCGUACUCGGGUGUACUCUCUGGUCCGGCUGUGACCGUUGGGUUUGCCAACUCUGCCGCGCAGUACUGGGCGAGCGGCUCUGGGUCUGGUUCUGGCUCAUUCACAUCGCCUGCCAUGAUUCCGGGCACAUAUACCGCAACUCUGUACCAGGGCGAGCUCGCAGUCGCUACCGGUAGCGUCUCUGUCUCCGCCGGCGGCACAGCUAGCCUGACUCUGAAGUCCUCUCUCUCGCAACCUUCGACGAUCUGGGCCAUCGGCACCGUAGAUGGAACGCCCUCCGGCUUCCUCAACGCCGACAAGAUCGAGCACAUGCACCCUUCGGACUCUCGUAUGAGCAGCUGGGGACCAGUCACGUUUACCGUCGGUAGCAGCAGUGCAAGCUCGUUCCCUAUGGCACAGUUCAAGGACAACAACAGUCCCACGACCAUCAAGUGGACCGCGACUAGUAGCCAAAUCGGUGCGCGCACGCUUAGGAUCCGUACUACGGAAGCGUUCGCCGGAGGACGGCCAAGUAUCAACGUGAACAGCUGGUCGUCGUCUAUCCCUUCUGCACCGACCGCGAUUGACUCUCGCGGCGUCACUCGCGGGACAUGGCGCGGGCUGAACCAGGUGUACGACUACGCUAUUCCAUCGGGCACGCUAGUCGCUGGCUCCAACACGAUCACUAUCAAUGUCGUCUCUGGCAGCAGUGGCGAUGACUUCUUGAGCCCGAACUUCGUCUUCGAUUCCGUGGAGUUGUUCUGA
Messenger RNA from Peniophora sp. CBMAI 1063, 1596 nucleotides. NCBI's taxonomy places the organism in Eukaryota, Fungi, Basidiomycota, Agaricomycetes, Russulales, Peniophoraceae. The record is from the annotation of a GenBank genome assembly.